AUGAAAGAUCUUGACAAGACUGUUAAAGAUUUUUGUAAAAAAGUUCCUUUUGCAUACAAAUUAUUCUAUACCGAUGAAAACAAACACGUAAGGUUAAAAAGAACAUUUGGAUUCGUAUCUGGAUUCAUUUUAGGGUUGAUAUUCUAUCGAUACAUCCUGUCGGAAUUAAGUUUUACCGAUACUGUUGAAUUUUGGAUGACUCUGAGCAUUUGCAUUGCCUUAGGAUUUGGAAUUGCUUUGUCUUCACAAAUUCGAUGUAUUACCUUACUUACAUUUCCAAAUUUUGGCGGGAAAGUUGGUAGAAGUGUUUUAAAAGCUCUAGUAAUAGCUUUUAUUAUAUCAGGACCUCUAGAAAACUUAUCUAGUAAUGGGAAAGAAGUAGUACGUGUUUUUGCUUGUACAGCAUCUCUGACGUUUAAUUUAACCAAGACAAGGUUUGAACUGAUGUUCAAGCCUUUUACACAAGCGAUUUUUGGCAUGAAAACGGACUUAAACGAAGUAAAAGAUACUUUAAGAUCGAUUAAAGAAGUAUCGGCACCAAUUACUGGUGAGAUCGAAGAUGAACAAGAAAUGAAGAAAAUUAGAGAAGAAAACGACUAUCUUGAUGAAAAAAGCGGAGACACCAAGAGUUCUGCGCUUAUUUCUGAUAAGUACGAAACAGCAGGAGAGAAAUCUGAAGCUGGCAGGUACGAAAAGCAGUACAUGAAGAAGGUCGAGAUGCGUUGUAUGGACAUGUUUGCCAGAUCAGCAAUGAAAUGUCGUAAAAUGUUCGAAAGCGGUUAUAACAAGUGCUACGAAACAGUUACGUGGAUUGCUGCUUGGUUACUGUGCUGGCCAAUGAAGUUAGACUUUGUUUGUAACAUUGCUGAAGCCCUAGGUGGAGCUAGUAGAUGCGACCCAUCCAAAGAUAUAGAUCCAGGUUUCGGUGAUGGAUACACUUAUCUUAAGCAUUCCAGAACAUCAUUGUCACAAAAUUUUAAAGAUGUCAAACUGCAGUACAAGAUAGGAAAGAUAAAGCAGUUGCGUGACAUCAGAGAUGUCCGAGACACUGCCGUAGCCAUCCUGCACAAGGUCGAAGCCAAAAAAGCCAUUUUGGCGCAGAUUUUGAACAUAAUAAAAAGAAUUUUGGCCUUUGUGUUCCUUAGGGUGAUUUUGGCGUCCCAGAACUACCAAGAGAAAUAUUUGAAGGAUUUGGAGUUCGAUAAUAUUUAUAUUAGCAGAUAUUUUCGAAAAAUAGAUGCUAGAAGAAAGGCUUCCGAGAAAUUACCUCUACUGCCUUUGAAGAAAAUCGAAUGUAACAAAUUGGUAGAUCCUGCCAGUUCUAAACCUAUCAAAUCUGAAAGGGAACAAAUAAAAAAAGAGACGUUUUUUCUAUGUUUGGAAAUGAUAACGGCUACCACAUUUAUUCUAUUGGACAGACUGUUUUUUGAAGCAUUGGACAUAGUGAGAAGACAUGCUAAAAUAGAAUAUCUGACCACAGGAAAGCAUGAUCUAGUACUGGAAGUCAAAGGCACCGGCAUGAUCGCGUCCAUUCUAAGAUCACUCGUCAAAGGUUUCAACGUGAAAAAGCGUAUUAGAAUGGUACGGAACAAUGAGAAAUGCUUGCCCAGACCUAGGGUAUUAGCCAAAUCGUAUUUUUUCAAGAUAUACGGCACUUAUUUUGCCGUGUGGACGAUGUUGUGGGUGCAAGCCUACACCAACCGCCUGCGCAGACUGAUAUGCGCGUACUUCUUCAGAAAAAGGGAGAAAAAAAGGAUUUUGUUUUUGUAUAAUGAAACGUUGAAAAGAAGAAAGGGAUUUUUCAGGUUUAUGAAGAAAAAUGUUGAAAGAAAAGCUAGAGAACGUCGUCUUGAAGAAAAUUACAAUGCUUUUCAAGUUUUGAGGAUCAAAUAUCCCAAACAAUGCGACUGGUUGAGAUUUUUCAAGUGCGCUAGAAAGAAAUGUUUGGUUUGUGAAGAUCCUGAGCCAAGAAAACUCAGUAAUUUUAUAGAAUGCAUGAACGACAUGUGUCAUUUUGUUUAUUGUAUGGAGUGUUGGAACGAUAUGGGUCGGGAAUGCCUCGUUUGCAAAAUUGAUAGCGAAUCUGAUGAUUUAACAGACGAAGAAGACGAAAUAGACAUGUUUUAAAGAAGAAUAGCAAUUAGGAGAUUAUUAUAAGAUAAAUAAAAACUAAAAUUUA
This is a messenger RNA of Sitophilus oryzae (rice weevil), 2179 nucleotides long. It is a transcript of the gene snky, whose product is annotated as protein sneaky. The record is from RefSeq and is a predicted model, not a curated record. Gene Ontology annotation, cellular component: membrane. NCBI's taxonomy places the organism in Eukaryota, Metazoa, Arthropoda, Insecta, Coleoptera, Curculionidae. Bases 1 to 2127 code for a protein of 708 amino acids. The transcript is spliced from 10 exons.